UGUCAAAGUGCCAGGAAGAAAAAAAAAGGUUGGUGAAGGCUGCAGCUGCAGAUUGCAAAGAAAAAUAGGUGCUGGCAAAGGCAAACUGAGCUGGCGUAAAAAGUUGUUCCAAUUUUCUGCGCUGCACUUUUGUCCCACGGGUGAAAAAGAAUGGCCCACUCUGGUCCGGGGACGGGUCCGUCGUCGUCCUGAUGGUGUGUACUUCCGUUCGCCACGGCGCAAAGACUUUCGACUCCGGAGGAGGAAAAUAGCGGAUUUUGUGUUUGUGUUCCGUCGGAGGAGGGGAAACGGUCCGGAGAGUGGCCAAUAUAGGAAGUGGUGCUAAUUGAUUGGGUCCUCUUGUGCUCGGGUGGGGGAGGAACCGUUUUUGAGGUGGUCGUUUGUGUUUGUGUUCGUUUUGGAAGAGUGAAAGUUCUGUUUUCAUUCCGGAGAAGGUCAGAACGGUCUAAAAUGCGGACACUUCAAGACCGAGGAGUGGCUCUGGUGGUGGUGGCGACCGUGAUGGCCCUGAGCUCGGUGGCCGCCGAACACAUUUCUUCCGUGCCAACGCACAACAUGUCCAACAAGGAGCGGAACGAGCUCAAGGAGGAAGCCCGUGAAAUGUUCUACCACGCGUACCGGGCCUACAUGGACAAGGCGUACCCGGCGGACGAGCUGAUGCCGCUGAGUUGCACCGGAAGAUAUCGCGGAGUGACGCCCUCGCGCGGCGAUCUGGACGACGUCCUGGGCAACUUUUCCAUGACCCUGGUUGACACGCUCGAUACGCUCGUCAUCCUCGGCGACCUGGAAGAGUUCGAGCGCGCCGUCAAGCUCGUCAUCAAGGAUGUAAAAUUCGACAGCGACAUUGUCGUUUCCGUGUUCGAAACCAACAUCCGAAUGGUUGGUGGCCUUCUGUCCGCCCACAUCCUCGCCGAGUACGUCCAGAAGCAGGCAGACGUAAUGAUGUGGUACCGGGGCGAGCUGCUCGAAAUGGCCAAAGAUCUGGGCUAUCGAUUACUGCCGGCGUUCAACACUUCGACGGGCAUUCCACACGCAAGGGUCAACCUGAAGCACGGCAUGAAGGUGGAAUCGUUGCGACACUCGCGAGAGACUUGUACGGCGUGCGCCGGGACGAUCCUGCUGGAGUUUGCGGCGUUGUCCCGACUCAGUGGGGAGCCCAUUUUCGAGGCCAAGGCGCAUGCCGCGAUGGACGCGCUGUGGAAGAUGCGUCACCGCAGCUCGGAUUUGAUGGGAACGGUGCUGAACGUUCACUCCGGGGAUUGGAUCCGGCGGGAGUCGGGCGUUGGUGCGGGGAUCGAUUCCUACUACGAGUACUGCCUCAAGUCGUACAUUCUGCUCGGUGAUGAGCGCUAUUUGGCGCGGUUCAACCGACACUACAACGCAAUUAUGAAGUACAUAAGUCAGGGACCGAUGCUGCUGGAUGUGCAGAUGCACCGGCCGCACACGAAGACGCGCAACUUUAUGGACGCGCUGUUGGCGUUCUGGCCGGGGUUGCAGGUGCUUUCCGGUGAUUUGAAGCCGGCGGUGCAAACCCACGAGAUGUUGUACCAAGUGAUGCAGAUGCACACGUUCAUUCCGGAAGCAUUUACUUACGAUUUCCAGGUUCACUGGGGCCAGCACCAUCUCAGGCCGGAGUUUAUCGAGUCGACGUACUUUCUGUACCGGGCGACCGGCGAUCAUUACUAUCUGCAGGUUGGGAAGAAAGCUUUGAAGGCCCUCCAGAAGCAUGCCCGCGUACCCUGUGGUUACGCAGCCGUCAACGACGUCCGUACUGGCAAGCACGAGGACCGCAUGGAUUCGUACGUCCUCUCGGAAACGUUCAAGUAUCUGUACCUGCUGUUUUCCGACCCUUCGGACCUGCUGCUGAACAUUGAGAACUUUAUCUUCACGACGGAGGCGCACCUGCUGCCGUUGACCCUGGGACAGUUGGGCAAUCAUACCUUUAAUAUCAAGGACCACGAGGAGGGCGGCAUGCUGGACUUUAUGCGGUCCUGCCCGAGUCCGAACAAGCUUUUUCCUGAAACGGUUAGACGUCCCCUUAGAGACCUGGUUACGGGAGUAUGCCCGCGCAUAUCGAGCGCCAAAAGACUUAGAGCGGCUGACUUUCAGGCAAGCAAUGCAGAUCAUCUACGGACAGUUUAUGACAUGGGUAUUACGAUGGUUUCUCUAGGCGAGGGCAAGGUUCAGCUGCUGCACAGCUUCUACAAUGCCAAAUCCCCGGAAGACGCCGAACGGGGGCUCGUCUUUAUGCAGGAAAUGGUCGAACUGUCCAAGUCCAACACCAUUCCGAAAACGCAACUGCAAGAAGUAUCAUUCCAAGGUUCCGACGGAGAGCCACGCGCCCUCAAAGCAGGCCCGAGCCACUUUGGGCCGGAACUGACCGGUGACAUGACGGUUGUGCAGCGGGUCGUCUACGCCAACCCGUCGAAAGUUUGUACAACUCUCAAAAACGUCCAGGAGCUUCGCGGUCGAAUAGCCGUCGUUGAGCGGGGAGACUGCACCUUCGUGGACAAGGCCCGGCGAGUUCAGGUCGCUGGCGCCGUGGCAGCGAUCGUGUACGACAACACGCCCAACACGUCGAUCGACAACCAGCAGAUGUUUGCGAUGUCCGGCGACGGGCGGGACGACGUGAAGAUCCCGGUGGUGUUUCUGUUCACCAAGGAGGCGGAAGUGCUACGGGCGGCCAUCCGGGCGAACUCGGAGCUGGAGGUAACGCUCCGAUCCUCCAAGGAAGCGGCGGACGACGCCGGCGAUUCCGCGACAAGUAAUUCCGCGGACAAACCUUCCAAGACUGAAUCGGGCAGCAGCAGCAGUAGUAGCGGUAGCAGCGAAUCAAAACCGGCGCCAUAAUAGUGAGCUUUUCGUGUCGUCGUCGGGACCGAAUUUCGGCAUUAGUUAAAAUUGUGCGCGUGACUGUGAGUGAGAGCGUUUUUUUCCUGUUUUGUUUUCGAUUAAAUUUGUUAUUUGCAGUGAGAUUCGUUGUGAAAGUGAUAGACGUUUGUUGAAACGAGACUAAUGUGACGAAAGUGAGCGAAAAAGAAAAGAAAACAGUUUUCCGCCAGUAGUUAAGAGAUUAGUGUGUAAAGUAUAUUUUGUACUAUAAGAGCAGCACACUACACAAUCGAAUGGCAAGCCAACAUAUCAACUGGUUGAAAGGCUCUUCCUCGUGUGCAAAAGUGUGAGAAACAAAAAAAACAAAUGCUGUGUAUAAAGAAAACCUAACUGUAAAUAGUCUAUCAGAUUCUAGGAACUUACGAGAGCAUAGUGUAAUAAAUGUUAAGACUUCAGAAACGAUUCCAGACAGUUUUUACGGUUUUUAUUUAUUUUCGGCACCGAGCGAAAAAAACACAGAAAAGAAAGUGUAAAUAAAACGCAUUAACGAAGUAGCUAAUUUUUCAGGAACUUGUUUUCCCAAUAAUAGCAAUUUCUAGUUAGUCACAAUCAAGAGAUGCAAUAUUAUGAAGAAUUUAAAAGAAGAAACAAAAACUAGCGAAAAUAGUUGUGAAUGAUGAACAGAUAAUUGCCUAUUAACGAUAAGUGAUUUCUUAUAACCUGAUACUAAUUUUGUAAAUAAACAAAACUGUUUUAACGGA
Molecule: messenger RNA, 3593 nt
Organism: Culex pipiens pallens (northern house mosquito)
Lineage: Eukaryota; Metazoa; Arthropoda; Insecta; Diptera; Culicidae
Gene: Edem2
Product: ER degradation-enhancing alpha-mannosidase-like protein 3
Exons: 12
Coding region: 451-2850 (799 amino acids)
Biological process (GO): mannose trimming involved in glycoprotein ERAD pathway; carbohydrate metabolic process; endoplasmic reticulum mannose trimming
Cellular component (GO): endoplasmic reticulum; membrane
Molecular function (GO): calcium ion binding; mannosyl-oligosaccharide 1,2-alpha-mannosidase activity
Source: RefSeq, a predicted model, not a curated record